Messenger RNA from Paraphaeosphaeria sporulosa, 1408 nucleotides. RefSeq names its product kelch repeat protein-like protein. Bases 285 to 1325 code for a protein of 346 amino acids. The transcript has a single exon. NCBI's taxonomy places the organism in Eukaryota, Fungi, Ascomycota, Dothideomycetes, Pleosporales, Didymosphaeriaceae. Gene Ontology annotation, molecular function: protein binding. The record is from RefSeq and is a predicted model, not a curated record.
UCACAGUUGUACCUACAGUAAAGCCGCUACGAAAAGUACAAGUUUCCACAGCUAUGUCCUCGAUCUGAUAAGCUCCCGCCCAUCUGAUAACCCGCCCCCACUAACGCCUGCACGUGCGGAGGCGGGGCCGUGUGCACCCAGCCUAACAACCCAGCACUUGCGAAAACGCUGCCCGCACGACGAGUGCUUCAUCAGGGUGCUCAAGCGACGCCCCAUAGACAAUGCCUCCCCUCCCCCCUCACACUCGAUCUUCGCACUAACACGACCCGAACAAAUCCGCCAGCAUGCCCACGAGCAUGCCCACCCGCAAGCCAAUCUGGCACCACAACGGCAAGUGGACGCGCCUGCACUCGGCAGAGCGUCUGCGCCGCUCCUCGCACGCCCUCGCCGUCAUCGACUCCACAGUGUACAUCUUCGGCGGCGAGGUACAGCCGCGGCAGCCCGUCGACGCCGCGCUCGACGUCCUGCGCCUCAGCACAGGUAGCCCGACGCUCGCGACAACGUCCUCCAGCGACGCCCCGUCGCCCCGCGUGGGCAGCGCCGCCGCCGCCGUCGCCGACCGCAUGUACCUCUUCUCCGGGCGCGGCGGCCCCGACAUGGCCGCCCUCGAGGAGCGCGGCGCCGUGUGGUGCCUCGACCCGCGCAGCGCCGCGUGGACGCUGCUCACCCCCGCCGACGCCGCCGCACCGUAUCCCCCCGGCCGCUCGUACCACUGCGCUGCGUCCGACGGGCAGCGCACGCUGUUCGUCCACGCCGGGUGUCCCGCCUCAGGCCGGCUGUCGGACCUCUGGGCGUUCGACGUGGAACGCCGUGCGUGGACGCGCGCGGCGGAUGCGCCGGGGCCGCCGCGGGGCGGGGCGAGCAUUGCGUACAGCGGGGGCAAGGUGUAUCGGAUGAGUGGCUUUGAUGGGACGAGUGAGCAGGGCGGGUGCGUGGAUGUGUACGAUGUCGCGUCUGAUGCGUGGUCUACCGAGCCCUUUGAGGCGGAUGGGCAUGCUGGGCCCGAGGCGAGGAGCGUGUGUGCGCUGCUCCCUGUGCGGAUAGCGCAGAAGGACAAGCUGCUCACCCUGUUUGGGGAGAGGGAUCCGAGUAGUCUGGGGCAUGCGGGCGCGGGCAAGAUGCUAGGUGAUGUGUGGGUUUAUGACAUUGGAGAGAAGUGGUGGACCAAGUUGGAGCCGGAUAGUGGGGAUGGGGUGCCGGAUCCAAGGGGCUGGUUUGAUGCGGAUGUCCUGAAGGCAGAAGAGGGGAACGAUAGCGUUGUGGUGCAUGGAGGGUUGGGUGAGAAUAAUGAGCGGCUGAAGGACGUUUGGCUGCUUUCUUUCUAGAAUCGUCUCACUCUGCUCUUGUAGCAGGGCACAUGCUCUCGUGUUAUUACAAACGUCGGGGGUAAUAUAAGAUGUCUUCUCGA